This is a messenger RNA of Amphimedon queenslandica, 699 nucleotides long. RefSeq names its product calcium and integrin-binding family member 2-like. Gene Ontology annotation, molecular function: calcium ion binding; magnesium ion binding. The transcript is spliced from 4 exons. Bases 22 to 582 code for a protein of 186 amino acids. The record is from RefSeq and is a predicted model, not a curated record. Lineage: Eukaryota; Metazoa; Porifera; Demospongiae; Haplosclerida; Niphatidae.
ACAGAAACACACAGUAGUAUAAUGGGUAAUAGGAAAAGUCUAUUUGAUCAAGAUCGCCUCAAUGCCUAUCAGGAGUGCACUUACUUCACAGAGAAACAAAUUAAGAAGCUUUACAAGCGAUUCUCAUCUCUCAAUUCAAAGAAGAUUAACCCGAGAAAAGCAAACGUAGAUGCAAGGCUAUCGUUCUCUGAAAUGCAGCAGCUCCCAGAAUUAAAAGAGAAUCCUUUCAAGGAUAGAAUCUGUGCAGUGUUCUCAACCAAUGGCAGGGGAAUAUCAUUCGAAGACUUCCUUGACAUGUGCUCCGUUUUCAGUGCACAUGCUCCUUGGGAACUGAAAGCAUCUUAUGCCUUCAGGAUAUUUGAUUUUGACUCUGACGCUUUUCUUAGUUCAUCUGACAUUGAACAAAUAUUAAGCUGCAUCACAAGUAGCAGUUUCACUGAUGAAGAUAUGUCUACAGUGGUGGAGUAUGUAAUGAAAGAGGUGGACAUUGAUCAAGAUAAAAAACUCUCUUAUCCUGAGUUCGAGCACGUUGUAUCCAAGGCCCCAGACUUCACUGAACUGUUUAAAAUGACAAUUGUAUGAAAUUAAUGAGCCAUUGGGGGGGUGAAAGUAAAGGUCACUUGUAACAUGAAUCAUUAUGACUGUCUCUGUAUACAUGUGAUAGACAUUACAUCAUUCAUGAUCUCUAUUAACAACUGA